CCAAGCUUUCGUUAUAUAUCACUCCUAUAUACCACUGACCACGUACCACGACUAGCUACCCUCCUCAUGCUCACGCCUUCUCCUACGCCGUUCUGCAUUCUACGUGCUCCCUCCCACGCGCGACCCGGAUACGACAUUCUCUUUAUCGCCUCAACAAACCGAUGGCUAAGUAGAGAGUGUGCAGAGGGCAAAGCAGCAGACCAAGACGAGGUAUAUCGCUACGAGGAUUGCGAAUUCGGUAUGUUCGCGCUGGCAGGAUGCACGUCGGUUGUGGCCAUGACCCCGGGCAUGUCACCGUCGCCCGCUUCUGGUGCAAAGAUAGUCCAGACCGAAAUACCAACAUGUUCAUCUCCGCGGAUAGAGCCGAAAUGUAGGACAGAAGCCUGGAUUAUGUCCAGUUGCCAGAUCCUGACUUGGCCUCAAAGACGAUGCGGCACUGGUAUGGCAAGGAAGAUCCCCGGAGUCAGUUUCCAGCAUCGCAAGAUUCUUUUCAUCAGCGCUUGCUUCGAAUAUGGUACCCCGUAUUACUGCUGGAGGAUAUCAGAAUUGGCUAAGCAUAUAAACCCUAGAGCGAUCAGAUCUGAGUCUUUGAUAUCACGAAGACAUAAGAGCUGAGAUACAUUCAGAAAUUAACUUGGUAUCACAAGUGCGGUUGGGUGCGGCUUAGCAAAUCCGGGGAAAUGCGGACAAGGGCAAGGGCAAAGGGAGCAUCAGGGACAAGAUCUCGGCGUCCCGAAACAUCGGUCGGAGUUAAGCUCUAGCAGGAUGAGAUAGCGUUUAACGAUCUGCCAUCUCAUCUUCCCAACUUCGGUCCUUUGGGAAGCCG
Pseudomassariella vexata is the source of this 826-nucleotide messenger RNA. RefSeq lists its product as uncharacterized. Lineage: Eukaryota; Fungi; Ascomycota; Sordariomycetes; Amphisphaeriales; Pseudomassariaceae. The record is from RefSeq and is a predicted model, not a curated record. The transcript has a single exon. Bases 67 to 615 code for a protein of 182 amino acids.